AUGCAGCCAGAUGGAGGGGAUAAUGGUUGCCCUCCUCUCUCUCCCCCUCCCUCAGCCUCAGUGCAGAUCGAGGUGGAACCUGUUGGUCGGUGGUUCGAGGCCUUUCUGAAGAGGAGGAACAGGAAUGUAUCGGCCUCUUUCCAGGAGCUUGAGGAAGAGGAGGAGCUGUCUGAGGAAUCCGAGGAUGAAGAGCUGCAGCUGGAGGAUUUCCCCCUGCUGAGAACACUGGACCCCAAAGACUGGAAGGUAGUCAGGGGUGUAUUCAUUCCACUGACUGUUGAAAAACAUUUCUUAAAUGGAAGCAAAUGAAACGGGGAUAAACAUACCUGAGUCUGUCCAAUAGAAACUCUUGUUUGCAACUGUUGGACUAAUGAUUACACCCUAGAUUAGCUAAAUGCAGGCAAUAAAUGUGCAAGGCGCUAUUGAAUGUGUCACGCUGGAUUACUCAAAUUUUUCUCUCGACCUGUUGUAGCAACCUCAUGAUGGGUAUGGGGAAAAUUGUUGUAUUUUGCUGGGUGAAUGGAAUGUGAAUGACACUCAAAAAAUAUGCUGUAAUAGAAAUAAGGCCAUGCUCAUAAAAAAAUUGAGUUAGAUGUUAUAUCAGUGGGACCUCACUUCAGAAUCGUUAGGAACAUUGUAUUGCAUUCUACUUUUGGAGUACGUAGUAAAGGAUGUCUUCCCCCUUGGCGUUUCUCUUUUCAGAAUCAAGAUCACUAUGCUGUCCUUGGACUGGCUCAUAUGAGGUACAAGGCGACACAGAAACAAAUCAAAGCUGCCCGUGAGUAUUUCCAUUUGUGCUGUGGUCGUCUUCUGAACCACAUUGUAUUGGUUGACCAUAAAGUUUCUCUGGCAUUACUUCCAGAGUUCAUUAGAAUAGCAGCUUUUUUACCACAGUAUAUUAAGUCUAAUGAUUUUCAACAGACAAGGCUAUGGUGUUGAAGCAUCACCCUGACAAAAGGAAAGCUGCGGGAGAGCAGAUUGUAGAAGGAGACGGUGACUACUUCACCUGUAUAACUAAAGGUAAGGACAUUGAAAAACGUUGUCUGCCUCAAGUUGGUUCAGUUGAUAGGCAUGGCGCCAGCAAUGCCAAGGUCAUAGUGGGUUCAAUUCUCACAGGGAUCACAUGCACAUACUAAAAAAAUAAGUCCCUAUGGAUAAAUGUCUGUUAUAUAGGUGUUAUACCUCACAAUACUCCCUCUAUAUACAAAAACAAUGAUAUAGUAUGAAAUAUAGUAUUGUUUUACCAGAGGGUUGCUGGCAUCAAUAUCGUAGGUGCCACCUACUGCUGAUGUUCCCUUGAGCAAGAAACUUAACCCACUAAACAGUUAGUUGGGCACUGCGGCUGCCCUCUGCUCCAGCCUCUCCAACCGAGAUCAUAUGAGGCUAAACGUUCUGUUUCAGCUCCUACUAACAAUAAUAUUUGUGUGUUUUUGUCUCAUACCAGCUAUAGAAAUUCUGUCAGAUCCUGUGAAGCGAAGAGCAUUUGACAGUGUAGAUCCUACCUUUGACAACGCUGUGCCCUCAAAGGGCGAAGGCAAAGAUAACUUCUUUGAGGCGUAUGCUCCCGUUUUUGAGAGAAAUGCCCGGUGGUCUUCCAAAAAACACGUACCCAAACUUGGAACUAUGGAUUCCUCUUUUGAGGAGGUGGAUAAUUUUUAUUCUGUUUGGUAAGUAAGACCGUCACUGGCCAUCAUCAGCAGAGAUACUUAAAACCCUACCUCUUUAAGGAAUACCUGGAAUAGUAUAAAGUAAUCCUUCUUCCCCCACCCCCCAUAAAAAUAAAUAAAAGUGGUUGUCCCACUGGCUAUCAUAAGUUUAAUGCACCAAUUUGUAAGUCGCUCUGGAUAAUGUAAUUGUGCGGAAAAUCCCUUUAAGUUUAAACUUUUAACUACAAGGGAACUACUGUCCGUAUCAUCCAUCCUUUCAAGCAAAGACUUCUGAAUUUGGAACUGAUUUUAGACAUGCAGUGUAUAGCAACUUCUCACAAUGAUUUGAUAUUUCUUGUUCAUUUGAAAUGUGAACUUCUUACGUUUCCCGUUCAUAAUCUCAAUCAAGGUACAACUUUGACUCAUGGAGAGAGUUUUCUUAUUUGGAUGAAGAGGAAAAGGACAAGGCAGAAUGGUGAGUGAUAUCAGAACAUGGGAAGGAGCACCGGCAACUCAUGUGGAAUGCCAUUGUCUUACAUUUAUGUUUUAUAUACUGUAGCUGUUUUAUUGUCACAUAGGAGCAGUGAAAUGUGUUGUUCUACAUGGUCCGACGUAGUAGUACGGUGCCUCCUGGAGCAAAUUAGGGUUAAGUGCCUUGCUCAAGUGCACACGGCCAGAUUUUUCACCUAGUUGGCUCAGGGAUUCGAACCAGGGACCUUUCGGUUACUCGCACAACGCUCUUAACCGCUAGGCUGCCUGUGUCUUCCAUUCUCAGUAGUGUUUGAUUGGUAUGCUUUCAUCUGUUGAAUUCAGUCGUGAUGAGAGGAGAUGGAUUGAAAAGCAGAAUCGUGCAGCCAGAGCCACCAGGAAGAAGGAAGAGAUGAAUAGACUACGGACACUUGUUGGUAAGGCCCACUAGACAUGCAUACUGUUCUUACAUGAACAAUAGAAAAUGACUAACCUCAAACUGAAAUACCUGGCAGAUGGGUUCAUGGAAUGACACUGUUUGGGUGCGUUUCUGUUGAAAGACACAGCCUACAGCCUUGAUCCCAGGAUAAAGAGAUUCAAAGAGGACGAGAAGGCCAGGAAGGAGAAUGAAAAGAAGGCUAAAGUGGACGCCAAGAGGAAAGAGCAGGAGGAGAAGGAGAAGGUCAGUCAGACGCAUUACAACGGCCAUUUUGUUUUAUUCUUGCCUCUGACCUUUGGGUUUUAGUUGCGUCCAGAUUGUUUCUGCGUAGACUUCAAUGCGUUUCUGACUGUGUUGGUCCAGGCUCGGCAGGCAGAGCUGGAGGCAGCACGGCUGGCCAAAGAGAAGGAGGAAGAGGAGGCCAAACUGGUCGCCCAGCAGGCCAAGAAGGAGAAGGAGAUCCAAAAGAAGGCCAUCAAGAAAGAGAGGCAGAAACUCCGGACAACUUGCAAGGUGCUGCUUGCAUGGGGUGUCCUCUCUUCAGGGAAUUCAUUAACAUUCGCUGAUUUGUGGGAAAGAUUGUAAUGCUGGUUUAAGUUACCCAACUCAUCUUAGUAUUUUCCUGUCCUCAUGUCUGUGUUUUGUUUUCCCCUGAAGAACUGGAAUUACUUUGGUGACAAUGAAUCUGACAGUGUGAAAAUGAUGGAAGAUGUGGAGAAACUUUGUGACCGUUUGGAGCUUGUAAGGUAAAGGAUUGAAAUUGCCUUAGUGGUAAUACUUCAUACAAGUCUGGAGUUUGACUCAAUACGGCUGAAAUCUUCUUUUUUUUUUUGUUCAGUCUGCAAUCCCUGAAUGAGGCAUUGGCAUCGGGUUCAAAGGAGGAGGCCAAGGUAGCGGUGGAGAAGCAGGUAUAGACAGCACCACUGCACCGCAUGAUGACUGGGUGUAAAUAUGGUACAUGGCUAACCUCUGUACCACUGACAUUGUUUUGUGUGUAUGUGUAUGCACAGGUGCAGGAGGUGAAUGCCCAGCUGCAGAAGGAGAAGGAUGCGGAGGUGCAGGCCAGGCAAGCUGUCCGCACUGCUGUACAGGCCAGCGGAGGAGGCGGGGGCGGAGGAAAGGGCUGGAACGAGGAAGAGCUCCCGCUGCUCAUCAAAGCAGUCAACCUGUUUCCUGCUGGAACCAACGCCAGGUACCCUCCCAGGGCUGCGUUCAACAGGGCACAACGUUGAAAUAGAAAUAUGUAGAACAAACAUGCCAAAAAAUGUGUGUAUGUAACGAGCAUGCCUCUCACAUGUAGAAUAAGGAAUUCGCUCUAGUCAUGACAUUUUCUGUAUUUACAUGUUUUAUUGAUACUGCUCAUGAGGAAACGACAGUAGUAGAGACAUACAUUUAAACAAUGGUACAAUUUGAGGCUAUAAAUGGUAAAAGUUCCAUUUUCAUGAGAUUUCUAUCUGCAACGUUGGCCUAAUGAAUUUGGCUGUGUUCUGUUCAGGAAGCGGAAAAUUCCACUGCUGGUGUAGAAGGCCUUGCAGCUUUCAUGCUUUUACUUUAAGUGAUUCAUCUUUUGUCUUUCUAUCCUGUAGAUGGGAAGUCAUUGCCAACUACAUGAACUUGCACUCUACCAGUGGCAUCAAAAGGACAGCCAAAGAUGUCAUCAACAAAGCCAAGAACUUACAAAAGCUUGGUGAGCAACUGUCAUGUCACCAGAUGUUGGAGUCAUUGUCCGAGUAAUUCUCUGCAAAACAAUACUUUUGAGACUAUUUAUUGCCACUUUUUCAGAACCCGGGCAGAAAGAUGAGAUUAACAAGAAGGCCUUUGAGAAGUUCAACAAAGAGCAUGCAGCUGUGCCACAGACAGUGGACAACGCAGUGCCCUCUGAGAGAUUUGACGGUGAGUGGUGAUCAGUAGUUAAUUUUUUCUUGCACAAAAGCCCAUUGGAUCCCAUUGGAUUUAUACCCAUGACUGAAGAGGGGGGGGGGGCACGAUAGUGUGACUAUGGGUUCUUUCUGGACAUGUUUCAGUGUUAGCCACUCACUGUCCUCCUUUUUAAAUUCUUGCUGCUUCAGGUGCUGAAGCUAACACUGCAUCCUGGACCACUGAGGAGCAGAAGCUGCUUGAGCAGGCCUUGAAGACCUACCCAGUCAGCACCCCAGAGAGGUGGGAGAAGAUCGCUGCCGCUGUGCCCGGACGCACCAAGAAGGACUGUAUGAAGAGAUAUAAGGUAAGCUGGGCCUUGUUACGGUUGGUGCUUCUGUGUGGUUUCAAUCCCUGUUUGGUAAAAUGUAGAGAACAGUGUAAGUGACAAACAUGUAGAAGCCGCAGCAUACUAAGGCCGGGAGACAGUCUGAUGGCGUUUAGUCUGCUAUGCACCUUUUAAAGGCAAUGUUUCCACGUUUGCGGAGACCGAAUUCACGGUAAAUGCUGCAUAGUGCAUAUGGUGAUUCAAUCGGAAAUGAACUUUUUAAAUGUUGAUCGCUCUAUAACACAGAUCUACCGCUGAUCGGAUUGAAUCCCCACCUAAAGCUAGUUUCUUCUCUUUCCAAUACAGGAACUGGUGGAGAUGGUCAAAGCCAAGAAGGCCGCCCAGGAACAAGUUGGUGGUAAAAGCAAAAAAAUGACGAGUCAAACAAAUUGCCCUAUGUUCUUCUUUUAACGUUAUUGUGUUGGUCUUUAUUUUAUAAUAAAAUUAGAAGAAAAACCACAACUUAAACUCUGUUUGUAAAAGUUGAUAUGUUUAUAUACUGUACAGUUGGCUGCUUGCUGUUAUUACCUUUCCUAAGUCUCUAAAGACAGCGCCAAUUCUCAGGUUCUCAUCCAGUACAUCCCACUGCGAAUUCGGUUGUAGUCUGGGAGCUGCUCAAUUGGUCCUGAAACAAGAGAGAAAUGUACUGAAUUGUCUUUAUACCACAACAGUUUUGUAAGUAGUCACAACCAUGAACAGUUCAAUUCCACUGUUCUGACCUAGCAGCACAGCAGACUUGGUAUAGUCAUGACUGAGUGCAAUAUUGUAUGUAUUGUUGCGGCAACUUAAAUGAAAAGAAUGUGUAUAUUUAUAGCUGAAAUUGCAUAACUCUUUGUUUGACAGCCCCUAAUGGCCUUAUGAUUUGGAAGGGGGGGGAAUGCCAGUAAACAGAAUUAAUUAGAAUCUCGUCUUGAUGUCAAUAACAAUAAAAAUCACAACGUACCGACUGCUGCGAUGGCAGGCGAUUUGUCAUAGAUGUAUUUUGUACACACGUCCUUGAUGGUCUUUGCAUCUAUGGCCUUCGAGGGACAUAAAAAUAAAACAUUUCAAAAUAAAGACACUGCAAUAAUUUCCCAAUACAGUCAACAAGUGUCUUUGCUAUGUUAAUCACAGCUUACAUUAUUUGGUGUUAAACAUUACUUGAAUUUACUCACAUCAAUUCUGGCCUCCAGUUCAUGCAGAGGGAUCCUACGGCUGUAACAAAGCAUCUGUCUGCCGAUGUCCUCACAGAUGGGGGUGGAUCCUAGAAAAAAGGUCAAUUUGAUUUUACACAAGGGAAUUUAUUAAUAUCAUCAUUGGCAGGGUUUGAAUUACAGGGGAGGCUGGUUAAAAACCUCCAUAAGAAUUGAAAUGUCAAUGUGCCCGCAGUUAAAUGGUGGGUACCCCCAAAAGUCCAUUGGUAAUUCAAACCCUGAUCAUUGGUGUAUCACGUGGCCUUACCGUCAAGAUGCAAAAGCAUGUUUGUCUUGAGGAGGUUCUUGGCUCUCGCAACUUCGCUCUCAGUAACGCUAGUGCAGAGUGACAUCCUGAGGUAAACAAAAGUAAAUGUCAGUGGCAACCCCCUUUUCACACCAUCGUGCCGACCCAAAUUGUGCUGGGUCAGAUUUUUUCACAUUGUCCUUUUCAGCUCUGUUCCAGCGACUAUGGUGGAUGCAUAACCAGGCCAGCUUGGUUUGACUGCUUGGUCAGGUGACCGCUGGGCUUAGUCAGUGCUCACCAUUCCAGCUGUGUGAAGUGCAUCAUCUCGUUGAUGGUGCCAGGCUCACACACCAUGUAGAGUCCCCACAGGCCUGUGUCGGUGUAACAGGUGUUGAAAGACUGGAAGCUGUGGCACAGGUUGCCCUGGCAUGCCAUCUGCGCCAGCUUGCUGGAGAGAUUCUGGCAAAGGUCAAUACACAUUGUAAGAGGAGGAAUCGACCUGGAAGGAGUCCCGAUGCCUGGGAACAUGAAUGGGAACUUAACUUACCACACCUCCACCAAAGGAGCGGUCCCAGUUGCCGAUGAGUGUGUUUGCCACCAUAAGGGGAAUGGUAUCGGGGUGCGACCAGCCCACUGCUUCCACAGCAAUGACAAUGUGUGCCAGGGGCAUCUUGUCGUCACGAACCCGGAUCUAACCAACAACAAUGAAAUAAAUUGGCCAAUAUACUAGGGGAAAUUCCACAAACAAAAACCAACUAUUGCAAAGUUAAACAAAACUUUAUGCACAAAGACUACUUUGAACAUUUUCCAGAAACACUUGAACAGUUCAAAUGCAAAGUUUGGUAAGAGAAUGACAGUUUGUGCCAUUUGCUGUCAUUCUGUUACCAAACUUAGCAUCUUCACUGAUCAAGUAAAUGGAAAUAAAGUAGUCCUUGUGCAUAGUUGUUUGACAUACAUUUUAGAGUGAAAUCUGGAGUCACUCUUACCAUGGCAUUGCCCACAGGGAGCAAGUUUGUGCACUUUGCCUCUGUUGAAGAUAAACAAUAAGGGCCCUUAAAUCUCACCUCACUUCCUGUAAAAUCACAUUGUGGGAAGGUUGGCGCCUCUCCCUUGUAUCUUGCAGGAAGAUUCCCAAAGUGGUACUUGGCCAAAUCUAUCAAUUCAUUGUGUGAAACCCCUGAUUGAAAGACAAUGUUAGCACAAAAUAUCUUCCAUGGAUUCUAUUUCUUUAUGACAUCAGUGUGCAUCGUGUGAUUUUGACCAAUUGUGAGCAGGCAUUGCCUACUAAUUGUCUAAUGGUUUGAUGUCAUUGGAAACACUUAUCUUUAUUACUACAAAACAUAAACACACCAUUUUCACAUAUGUUGAUGUUGGGGUGGUGCUGGAGAGGAUAUGAAGUAGAAUAUUUUUUACAUUUUCCUUUUAAGACGAGUCGAAGAACCUACCUCCAGCAGCAGCCAACACUAUUCUCGGUCCUUUGUAGUGAGUAGUGAUGUAUUCAACAAGGUCUCCUCUGUUUAUUGUUCUAUAAACACAGACAGCAGAAAUGUCACUGAAUAUCCCCUGUAGUUUCUAUGAAGCAAACUGGUCUGAGAUGACAGGAAUGACCAAGUCUAGGGGUGUAUCAUUCAGUAGUGAGCAAUUCAGAACAUUGCAGAUAGAAAUAGGAUGCCCUGUUCAGUAUGACAGACAAUCAUACCUGUUCUGCACAGUACAUUUCUAUGUUAACAUUCUGUAAAAUUGUCAUCUAAGCUGGGUUGUGUUCAUUAGGCACUAAAAGGAAGAAAACUGACUGAAUCCGAGAGGGAAUAGGCUUCCUGGCCCAAUAAGGAAUGCAGAUUUUUGUUUUCAGUUGCAAAACAUUUCCCAUUUUGUGCCGUAAUGAACCCAGGCCCAACUGAGGCAGGUGAGAUCAAGAGUCCUACUUGAUGUUCUCCGUAGGGCCCAGGAUGGUUCUGCCCAGCGCUGUGGCUUGAUAAGCUGUGGCGUGGAGGUAGUCAAACACAACUUCCUGCAGGUUGGUCUCCACUUCCUGCAUCUCUCGGAGGAUGACCCCUCGCUCUCGCUCGAUCUCCGCUCCCCCCAAUGUGCUGUUCUGGAUGAUGUCAGCCAGGAUCUCUACCGCUGGAGGACAAGGGAGGGGGAGCGUUAUAAA
Molecule: messenger RNA, 8372 nt
Organism: Coregonus sp. 'balchen'
Lineage: Eukaryota; Metazoa; Chordata; Actinopteri; Salmoniformes; Salmonidae
Source: the annotation of a GenBank genome assembly